Messenger RNA from Trematomus bernacchii (emerald rockcod), 3203 nucleotides. RefSeq lists its product as uncharacterized. The record is from RefSeq and is a predicted model, not a curated record. The transcript has 8 exons. NCBI's taxonomy places the organism in Eukaryota, Metazoa, Chordata, Actinopteri, Perciformes, Nototheniidae. The coding region runs from base 15 to 2861 and encodes 948 amino acids.
UUCUUUCAAAAUAAAUGAAAUAUUCCAAAACUGAAGAAACAAUAAUACAACAUGUAACGUUAGAAGAAAUUCUAGAACAGGGGCUGGCAUAUGGACGACAUGAUUCUGUUGGACAUAACGACUGCCAGCCCCUUCUUGGGCCGGUCUCAGACCCAAAUCCGAAGAGUUUAGACCCUCUCACCAUGCAGACGGACACAAGCAGACAACAAGAUCGACAAGUGCCUGAGAGUCAAGAGAUGUCUUCAUCCACUCCCCCCGAGCCAGAACCCUCCUCACCCCAAAGGGAAAAAGACCAGCAUCAGGAAGAUCGUCCCAGUGCCACUGAUUCUAAUUCAAUGACGUCAACAACAGCAAAUAAACAAAUUGUGUCGACUGCAAAUCUUAUACCAAUCACCAUGGAUAAUGAAGCUAUAAAAGUUUCUGACAAAAAGUCAAGUAUUAAUCGAGAAAUGAAACGUAACUUAGGUAUAGAAGAAACAUCGGCCAUGCCACCUUCCUUAAAAAGACGUCUUAAGGAUCAGGAUAAUCAAUAUGCUGCAGAAAUGAAAGGUGGUGAAAUUCAGAUGUUCGAUGAGGUUCAACGAAGCGAUGUCGCAACACACACGGAGAGCAUCUUAUGUGAACAUAUAGAUGAAACUUUGCAGAGACGUCCAACUGAAGUUAAAAACAAUGAUUUAAACACCCAUUAUAGUCCAUGUUCGAUGAGAGAAGGUGAUAUUGAUCCCACUGACCUAAAUCCAAUCGACCAGUUUGAUGUAAAUGUUUCUGUUGGACACGACGACUGCCAGCCCCUGCAUGGGCUGGUCUCAUACCCAAAUCUGACGGACAGAAGCACACAACAAGAUCCACAAGUGCCUGAGAGUCAAGAGAUGUCUUCAUCCACUCCCACCGAGCCAGAACCAUCCUCACCCCAAAGGGAAAAAGACCAGCAUCAGGAAGAUCGUCCCGGUGCCAUUCAUUCUAAUUCAGGGACAUCAACAACAGCAAAUAAACAAAAUAUGUCGACUGCAAAUCUUAUACCAAUCACCAUGGAUAAUGAAGCUAUAAAAGUUUCUGACAAAAAGUCAAGUAUUAAUCGAGAAAUGAAACGUAACUUAGGUAUAGAAGAAACAUCAGCCAUGCCACCUUCCUUAAAAAGACGUCUUAAGGAUCAGGAUAAUCAAUAUGCUGCAGAAAUGAAAGGUGGUGAAAUUCAGAUGUUCGAUGAGGUUCAACGAAGCGAUGUCGCAACACACACAGAGAGCAUCUUAUGUGAACAUAUAGAUGAAACUUUGCAGAGACGUCCAACUGAAGUUAAAAACAAUGAUUUAAACACCCAUUAUAGUCCAUGUUCGAUGAGAGAAGGUGAUAUUGAUCCCACUGACCUAAAUCCAAUCGACCAGUUUGAUGUAAAUGUUUCUGUUGGACACGACGACUGCCAGCCCCUGCAUGGGCUGGUCUCAUACCCAAAUCUGACGGACAGAAGCACACAACAAGAUCCACAAGUGCCUGAGAGUGAAGAGAUGUCUUCAUCCACUCCCACCGAGCCAGAACCCUCCUCACCCCAAAGGGAAGAAGACCAGCUUCAGGAACAUCCUCCCUGUGCCACUGAUUCUAAUUCAAUGACGUCAACAACAGCAAAUAAACAAAAUAUGUCGACUGCAAAUCUUAUACCAAAUUACAGCAUGAAUAAUUGGAGACAGAGUUCCCUUAAACCAAAAUAUAGUAAGCGUUACAUGGAUAAUUCUGAGCAACAAACAAAUGUUUCUGACAAAAAGCAACUGUCUCCAACAGAAAUCAUGACAUUUUUAACAACGUGGUGCGGUAGACCUUUGCCAAAACACCAUCUUAAAGACCAUCAUCAGGAAGAUCGUAUACCAAGGGCCAUGAAUAAUUAUAAGAAACUAAUACAAAUUUCUGACAAAAACUUACUUUUUAAUCAUGUAAUGACACUUAAUUCAGAAAUAGAAGAAGGAUGCAGUAUUUAUAAGGCCAUGCCACCUUUCUUAAAACUCCCUCUUAUGGAUCAGGAUAAUCAAUAUGCAUUUGGUGCUAUAGAAAUGAAAAGUGGUGAAAUUCAGAUGUUCAAUGUGAUACAACGAAGCGAUGUCACAACACACACAGAGAGAGUCUUAUGCACAAAUAUAGAUGAAACUUUGCAGUUAUGUGGAAUUGAAGUUAAAAACAUUUAUAUGUUCACCCUUAAUAGUCCAUGUUUGAUGAGAGAACAUAAGAUAGAUAAGAAAGAUAAAGAUAAGAAAGAUAAAGAUAAGAAAGAUAAAAAUCCCUGUAUGUUACAUCUUGUAGAGAAAGCCCGUCAAUGGCACAGUGAAUUUGGCAUUAACACUAUAGUGUUCUUCAAAAAGCCUUGGGGACUAAAUGGACCAGAUAUCUUUAAAGAUCUCCUGUAUUCUGAGGUCUCAUGUACCAGCAGUGCUUUUCAUCUAUAUGUUGACUUGUGCAAGGAACAUCGCUUUACACUGGACAACAAAUUCAGACAAGAUAAUAAGGCUAUAUUCCGUCUUAUCGGAAAGGUUAAAAGAAAAGAAAAACUCAAGAAAACUAUUGAAUCUAUUCUCAGUAAACUUCAGGAUAAGGCGGAAAAAAGGCGGAAAAAAAGUCAGCAUUUGGAGAAUGGAAGGGAAUACAUCAAGUCACUCACAUUUCCCCCAGAGGUCCAUGAUGAAAUCAUUGACAUUUUGACAAAUAAUUGGGAUCAAAUGGUUAACGAUAGUUCAAUGUCUCUCAUUAUUCAAAAAAUAACAUCAUAUUUCAACAUUGCAGUCGUUAAACUCUUUGUCAGAGAUCUUAGGUUAGAUCUGGGUAACAGUGGCUUCUUUCAGAUUUAUCAGGUCCCGCCGGGCCCUGAGGUGGAGGAGUGAGAUUAUGUUCAAUUGAUUAAAACUUCAUUUUGAUCACAAUUUAUUAUGUGAUACAAAAUGUAUUUUUAUUGUCAUUACUAUAUUUUGAAAUAUGUAAAGAAAUAUGUAUUUGAAUUUAACAAAACAUUUACCUUAACCUUUUGUAGUUAAACAAAGGUAUUGGUUUUUUUUUUAAACACUAAAUGGCAUUCAUUUUUUUAAUAAUAAUAUAAUAACGUUGGGUUCCAAUUGUAAUUAGUGCUCUAAUUAUUUUUGAACUCAAGUGUUUGUCUGGAUGUUUGUUGUCUGCAUCUGUCCUGAGCUCUUAAAUAAAAUAAAUAAUAAAAACUCACAUUGAAACUG